GGUGUCAAAAAGAAAAAGGUGAGACGGCAAGAGGAUGUCAUUCCUCCGGCAAGAGCCGGCGGCGCCAGCAUGGUUCCUCUCGUUGGCCUUCCUCGGCACCCUUUACGCCUCUGCAGUCUCGUUCCGGCUCCUCGCCUACCUCGCGCUCUGCUUACGCCGGCCGAAGGACCUCCGCCGCCGCUACGGCGCCUGGGCCGUUGUCACCGGCCCGACGUCCGGCAUCGGCCGGUCCGUCGCACUGGAGCUUGCCAGUCGAGGCCUCAACCUCGUGCUCGUCGACCUCGACGCCGACAAUCUCCGGGAGAUCUCCAACACCAUCAGAUCUCACCACGCCGUGCAGACCAAGACCGUGGUGUUCGACCUCUCGCUCGUUUCCACCGCCCAAGGUGACGAGGCGCUGCGGCGGCUCCGAGAGGCCGUGGCGGGGCUGGACGUGGGAGUGCUGGUGAACAACGCCGGGGUGGCGAAGCCGGGCGCGGUGUACCUGCACGAGGCCGACGUGGAGGCUUGUGUGAGGUUGAUGCGGAUGAACCUGUGGGCGGUGACGGAGGUGACCGCCGCGGUGCUGCCGGGGAUGGUGGAGCGGGGCAGGGGCGCCGUCGUCAACAUGGGCUCAGCCUCGUCGGAGGCCAUCCCCUCCUUCCCCCUCUACACCAUGUACGCCGCCACCAAACGGUAUGUUGCGCAGUUCUCCAGGAGCCUUUACGUUGAGUACAGAAGCGAAGGGAUCGAUGUGCAAUGCCAGCAAUUAUGUGAAUCAAUGAGGCCCUGGAUUAUUUCCCUAUAUAGAGAUGAUUGUCCAAUGACUAGAAGAAAUCCAUAUUAUUGGAGAAGCUCCGUUCUACGUGGCGACCAGGAUGGUCUCGAUUCUGGCGGAGAGCGGGCGGGCCGGGCGCCUCUUUAUGCUCCUCAUCGCGCCGACGCCCGACGCGUACGCGCGUGCGGCGGUGCGCUGGAUCGGCCACGGCCCGCCCCUCUGCGCCCCCAACCUCGGCCACCAGCUCCUGUGGUGCCUCGCCACCGUCCUGCCGGACUUCGUCCACGACUGGCUCCGCAUGCGCGAGCACCUGCAGCACAGAGCGGUGGCUCAGAGGGCGCCGAGACGUCGCGCCGGCGUGCCAACAACUCUCAAGUGAAUUCCUGGUGUUCUUGUACGAUGUGUCUGUUCCACAGACCGCGCGUUCUGGUGUUCGAAUUACUGAACUCCCAAUUAAGUGAAUCAUGUAAGCGUAUUUUGCAGAGGACAUGCAAUUAUUUGUCCACGUACCGCACCUUCACCGUUCGUUAAUUAGUUGCAUUCAACAUUUACUGUUUGACAAA
Triticum dicoccoides is the source of this 1320-nucleotide messenger RNA. Its product is annotated as very-long-chain 3-oxoacyl-CoA reductase 1-like. The record is from RefSeq and is a predicted model, not a curated record. NCBI's taxonomy places the organism in Eukaryota, Viridiplantae, Streptophyta, Magnoliopsida, Poales, Poaceae. The transcript is spliced from 5 exons. Bases 35 to 1288 code for a protein of 417 amino acids. Gene Ontology annotation, molecular function: ketoreductase activity. Gene Ontology annotation, cellular component: endoplasmic reticulum.